GGGAAGUGAGAAGAAUCUAAGUCACAACACAAGAGCAAGACAAGGACCCCUAUCAAGAGGCUGUCAAUAUGGGAGAGUGGUCCUUCCUGUCUGAGUUGUUAGACAAGGUGCAGUUACACUCAACUGUACUGGGAAAGGUCUGGAUGAGUGUUCUUUUUCUCUUCAGGGUCUUCAUUCUGGCAGCUGGUGUAGAUAAAAUAUGGGGAGACGAACAAGCAAACAUGAAGUGUAACACCAUCACCCCUGGAUGCAAGAACGCUUGCUAUGAUCGGUCCUUCCCUCUGUCUCAUACACGCUUCUGGGUCCUCCAGAUUCUCAUUGUCUCCACACCAACACUCAUCUAUCUGGGCCAUGUAUUACUAGUGAUUCGUAAAGAAAACAAGCUGAGAAGGCGUCUGGAGGAGAAGACAAAUAAGAAUGGGAUUAUUAAAACCCCAAAAUACUCAAAUGAAUGUGGCAAAGUACAGCUCAAAGGUGUUUUGCUGGCCAGCUACAUGAUUCAAUUGUUGUUCAAGAUCAUGCUUGAAGUAGCAUUCAUUGUAGGACAGUACUACCUCUAUGGCUUCAUACUUAUGCCAAGUAAAGUUUCCUGUUCCACAGACCCCUGUAAGCCAGUGGUGGACUGCUUCAUUAGUCGUCCCACAGAGAAAACUAUCUUUAUCAUCUUUAUGAUAGCAAUGGCUAGCUUUUCUGUCAUUUUAAACAUUGUAGAGGUAUUUCACCUGAUGGUCUCAAAGAUGAAAGUGAGGAAAAGGAGGAACAGUGGUUCAGUUCCCCCAGAGGUCCUCAGUCUCAACAAACCAAAUCACAAUUCAUCUGAGAGAGCUACAUUCUGUUGAAGAACAGCAAGUUGCUAAAGAAUGUAAGACAUAAACAUAAGUGACUACCACUACUGGUUGCUGCAUAUGUCUUGUUAUAUUAUCAGUACAUCUUAACCUCCAUUUAACUUUUUAUUCCAGGCUUCAAACACAUCAGCCCUGUCUGUGAAGCUAACAUAGGUAGCCAACAGUUUAACACUGAUUCAGAAACUACUGAAAAUGAAAACGUGUUUGUGUUUAAAGUUUAUGUUGUAAACUGCAGGAUUUAAUUACCAGUAAAAAAAAAAUCUAAUAUUUCCAGAUAUGCUCUGCGUUUUAUCACCAAUUUUAAAAUCUUGACACAUCACUGUGUGUUGUAUGCCCGGGUUAGAUCGCUGUUCUUGUCCACCCACAGAAUGAAUCACUGGUGUAUUUUUAUAUCUGCUCCUUUCUUAUCUUUUAUCGUGCAUCCAUCAGAAAUCCACAGGAGGAUACUCUAUUCAGAUAGGAUAGUCUGGUUAAAUAUAAAUGUGUUUAAUUCACUUCUAUGUUAAGAGUUGCUGUAUAUGUUGGUUUUAGUUUUGUUUAUUAUAUGUUUGUUUUUAUGUAACUUUAUAUAUAUAUAUGUAACUGUAUAUUGCUCCCAGUCUUG
Archocentrus centrarchus (flier cichlid) is the source of this 1449-nucleotide messenger RNA. RefSeq names its product gap junction Cx32.2 protein-like. The transcript is spliced from 2 exons. Gene Ontology annotation, biological process: cell-cell signaling. Gene Ontology annotation, molecular function: gap junction channel activity. The record is from RefSeq and is a predicted model, not a curated record. NCBI's taxonomy places the organism in Eukaryota, Metazoa, Chordata, Actinopteri, Cichliformes, Cichlidae. Bases 69 to 839 code for a protein of 256 amino acids. Gene Ontology annotation, cellular component: connexin complex.